Nannospalax galili (Upper Galilee mountains blind mole rat) is the source of this 646-nucleotide messenger RNA. RefSeq names its product secreted and transmembrane protein 1A-like. The record is from RefSeq and is a predicted model, not a curated record. Gene Ontology annotation, molecular function: cytokine activity. NCBI's taxonomy places the organism in Eukaryota, Metazoa, Chordata, Mammalia, Rodentia, Spalacidae. Gene Ontology annotation, biological process: immune response. The transcript has 4 exons. Bases 125 to 646 code for a protein of 173 amino acids.
CAGAUGUCUAGCAGCAGCAGUGGAGGCAGCCCCGGAGGUCCUCACGAAGAAGGAGCAGGUAGGAGUCCAAAGACAGUUUUCAAGGACAAGGGGUCCUGGAGGCCUCUCGUUCCACCAACUAGCGAUGCUGACCUGCUCCUUGGCGUCCAGUGUCCCCGCUCCCAGGAUACUCAGCACCCUCCUGCUCCUGGCUGCCUCCCUGAAUGCGCAGAAUGAAAUCUGGGACAGCCCCUCUUGCACCGAGGAUGUGGUGUCGGUACUUAGGGGCAGUCCUGCGGUGAUGGCCUGCAACAUCUCCAAUGCCUUCACCGAUGUCAGCAUCCGACUGAUUGCUGGAGGACAGGACAGGACCAUCUUCAAGGAGAUGCCUCCAGGACUCUUCUCACGGGGAGGGUGGCAGCUCCAAAUUCAAGGAGGUCAGGCCCAGCUGGUGAUCCAAGAUGCCCAGGACGCCCAUGCAGGGCUGUAUUUCUGGCAGCUGCAUGGACGCCAAAGAGAAAACAAAAACAUCACACUGAAUGUAUCAGCAUCAUUCCAUCGCCGUGACAAACACCAGGAGGAAAACCAGGGCAGGAGCUCCAGCAGGAAGCUGAAGCAGAAACCACCGGGAAGCCGCUUGCUGACUUGCUGGCCAGCCUGUGCUUAA